This is a messenger RNA of Pangasianodon hypophthalmus (striped catfish), 7025 nucleotides long. RefSeq names its product SMAD family member 3a (gene smad3a). The record is from RefSeq and is a predicted model, not a curated record. NCBI's taxonomy places the organism in Eukaryota, Metazoa, Chordata, Actinopteri, Siluriformes, Pangasiidae. Gene Ontology annotation, molecular function: DNA-binding transcription factor activity, RNA polymerase II-specific; I-SMAD binding; RNA polymerase II cis-regulatory region sequence-specific DNA binding. Bases 265 to 1542 code for a protein of 425 amino acids. Gene Ontology annotation, cellular component: heteromeric SMAD protein complex. Gene Ontology annotation, biological process: regulation of transcription by RNA polymerase II; BMP signaling pathway; cell differentiation. The transcript is spliced from 9 exons.
UUAGACGGGACGGUGGGACUACAUUUCUUCGCGGAAGAAUACAGAGUCAGUGCUACAGCGUGCACGCGGAGAUCUCGUAAACGCAGAGCCGUGUGUUUGCUGAAGUCUGAAUAAUCCGCGUGAAAGCUUUUAGCUGAUGAUUGUGUCAGCCGCUAUCCUUCCUGCUUUUCGCUCAUAUCUCAACCAAACUGUUAUCAUUCGAAGCCACCUUUUAGAUUCUACGUGUAAAAGUGCGCGUAGAGAGACCGAGUUUUGAAGUUCACAAUGUCGAUUUUACCUUUCACUCCCCCCAUCGUGAAAAGACUUCUGGGCUGGAAGAAGGGAGAGCAGAACAGCCAGGAGGAGAAAUGGUGCGAGAAGGCGGUUAAAAGCCUGGUGAAGAAGCUGAAGAAGACGGGACAGCUGGACGAGCUGGAGAAAGCCAUCACCACCCAGAACGGCAACACCAAGUGUAUCACCAUCCCGAGGUCUCUGGACGGGAGGUUACAGGUGUCUCAUAGGAAGGGUCUCCCUCAUGUGAUCUACUGCCGGCUGUGGCGCUGGCCGGACCUUCAGUCUCACCACGAGCUGAGAGCCAUGGAGCUGUGUGAGUUUGCUUUCCAUAUGAAGAAGGACGAGGUGUGUGUGAACCCCUACCACUAUCAGCGCGUAGAGACGCCAGUUCUUCCCCCAGUUCUGGUCCCUCGGCACACUGAGAUUCCCAGUGAGUUUCCUCCUCUGGAUGACUACAGUCACUCCAUCCCUGAAAACACCAACUUCCCCGCUGGCAUUGAGCCACCGAGCAACUAUAUUGCAGAAACACCUCCUCCAGGCUACCUCAGUGAGGAUGGGGAGACCAGUGACUAUUCCCUGAACCCUAGCAUGGACACAGGAUCUCCAAGCCUUUCACCGAAUUCUUUAUCUCCACCACCGAGCAACUUAGAUCUGCAGCCUGUGACGUACUGUGAGCCAGCGUUCUGGUGCUCCAUAUCCUACUAUGAGCUGAACCAGCGGGUGGGGGAAAUCUUCCACGCAUCCCAGCCCUCUCUCACAGUAGACGGGUUUACUGAUCCAUCCAACUCGGAGCGUUUCUGCCUGGGCCUGCUGUCCAAUAUUAAUCGCAACGCUGCCGUGGAGCUCACACGCAGACACAUUGGCCGGGGGGUGCGUUUAUACUACAUAGGAGGUGAGGUGUUUGCUGAGUGUCUCAGUGAUAGCGCUAUCUUUGUUCAGAGUCCCAACUGCAACCAGCGCUACGGCUGGCACCCCGCUACCGUCUGCAAGAUCCCACCAGGCUGUAAUCUGAAGAUCUUCAAUAAUCAAGAGUUCGCUGCUCUUUUGGCCCAGUCAGUGAACCAAGGCUUUGAGGCUGUGUAUCAGCUGACCCGCAUGUGCACCAUCCGCAUGAGCUUUGUCAAGGGCUGGGGAGCCGAGUACAGGCGGCAGACGGUCACUAGCACCCCCUGCUGGAUAGAGCUACACCUGAACGGACCCCUGCAGUGGCUGGACAAGGUGCUCACCCAGAUGGGCUCUCCCUCCAUCCGCUGCUCCAGCGAGUCCUAGGAAAAUGCUCUUAUUAACACCACAGGAAGUAGCCAACCCUCAAACAGAUACAUAUUCCUAUCGGAACUGAGAUCUUAAAAGCCAUGAGUCAAUAGGAAACUAGAGCCUUACAAAACCCACCCACUUUCAGUAGCACUUUCACACACAUUCAUCUCAAAGAGGAAGUGUGUAUUAAACAGUAGUUUUUGUUUCUGCUUUGUCCAUAUUUUUUUAUCACCAACGUCCUGUUUAGCUUCUUGGAUUUUGGUGAAUUGAAUCAGUUUGGUUGAUCAUGUGUACUGUAGAUUUCCCUUUGUUGUCUUUCUGUGUACAGUGAAAUAUUAAUGGAUUUUUAUACAUUUUAGUUAAAGUUGUAGUUGUCUAUAUUUUGGUUAAGUUUCUUUGAACAAAAUAACAGAAGAAAGCUCAUUAUGUAGUAUAUUAGAAAUGUUAAUGUGAGAUUGUGAGCUCUGUGUAAAAACUGUCAGAGGUGUCGUUCUGUCAGCUGCAUGCUUGCCUUUUGAUUUAAUACUUUUUUUCUUUUUUCUUUUUUUUUUUUUUUUGAGUCUCAUGCCAGGAAAGUUUCUGAGAGCUAGAACUGAGCACACUGACUGAGUCAGUUAAAAAAGAACCCUCCCCAUCUAUAGCCAUAAUUCCUCAGUGCCUUGAGAUGCAAAAGUGAAAUUAUUAACAUUAACCUAAUGUCUAUUCACCACGUCUGAAGUGUAGGGGUGGUUUCUACAGAUGAGAAUUUCAACACGUCUCCCUGUAGUGAGAAAAAAACAGAAACCCUGUUUACUCAAAACUCACCUUUGAUGCAAGUCCAACGGCAGCUUGUUGCGGUGUAAUUGAACAGUUAUGCGUUAUAGAACAGUUUCAUAAAUUCUUCAGUCAAAGGCAUUUUAUAAGUUAUAAGGCUCAAAACUGUACUUUCAGAGAUGGGACUACUUACUAAGAGGGAUGACUGUAUUGUUUGUCUCAUCCCAAGUAUUUAAAAAAAUUUUGUGUAGUAGUAUAGUUGCGUGUUUUAAAUAUAUAUAUGGCAGCCUGGGAAAACCUGUCAUAUCUUUGGCAAAUAGACAAAAAGACAGAAAAUAGAACAAAAGUGUUUUCCUGCUUAUAACAUAAUUUGACACCUCUACUUUAAGAUACUAUAAAUAUAUUUCAUCAAAAGUGACAUGGAAAUAUUUUCUUUUUAAUCAGAGCAAAAGAUCAUGUUGGGUAAGAAGCCAGUUUCGGUCUGCGUAAACAUGUCAAAAACAUUGCUAGCUAAGCGUUAUUUCCUCACACAGUGAAUUUCACACUUUGAUUUCGGAUAGCUACGGUACAUGCUGUAGCAAAAAAGACAAGCCUAAUCGAUGCAGUCUGUAAUCAGAUAUCGGCUGUCAAAACGUCAGUGAUGCUCCGUGAAGGGGACUUAUACUAUACUAAUACUAGCUCUUUACUUGUGGUGGAGGUACAUGCAAAAGAGAAAUAGAACUGCAUAAACUAGGAAAUGUCAAAAUUUCAUAUAAAGGGUUUUCCCAGGGUGCCACACAUGGAAUUCAAUAACUGUCAUUAGACUUCCAUUACAAGUGAAUUUCUUUUCUCAGUACAGGGGAAUGUGUGGAAAUUCUUUGUGGUAAUCUCACAUACGCUACACCUACAGAUGAUAAAGAUUAGGUUGAGAAAGUUUCCCUUAAAUAUUAUUGGAACGCUGUACGAUGAUUUAGCCUCAGCAUUGGCAUAAGCAGUCACACUACCACAUACUUUGCGGCAUUAAGAAAACAGAACGAUGGUGGGCGGAGGGGGAAGGGUGUCACUGUAGAUUACUGACGGAUGAAAGGUUGUUAUUACUCCUGUGGUAGAGCUCCACAUCACUGUUUUUAAUCUGUCUACAUGGAGCCAUGCCAAGUCUCGCACAGUGCAUGUGUGUGUUCUCUUAAGAUGUGCUUAUGGUAGCUGUUUAAUCUGUGUGCCAGCUGUCUCUGCUGUGUGUCUGUAUGUGUCUGGCCAGGCUCCUGGUGAGUUCAGAUAUCCCCGUCUGUGAGGAACAGUUGACACUCAGCCCUCUAUCCUGUGUGUGGAAGGUGUGUGUAACUGAUAUCCGUGUUUAAGUUCUGGCAUUGUGUGAGUCCGUUCUAUAUUUGCAGCGGGAAUCCAGUCCAGGUCCCUGGGUGUUUUGUAGACAACAAAUAAAGUGGUCAUUACAUUGACCAGGUUAAAAGGAUCUCAGAUAUCAACUGACAGCUCGUCAUAGAGGCUCACGUUGCUUCUCCGUCAACAUAGAUUGAAUCUGAUUUCAUUUUGUUUGUCAGUUGUACAGAAAGAAAAGCCAUCUCCUUAUCAUUCAGCCAUGAGCUAUAGUUUUUUGUUGCAUUGUACAUUCAUGUUAAAUAGGGUUGAUUCAUCUCAAACUCACCUCAGUGUAUGAAUAAUGUAUAAUUAUUUGCCCUACAAGGUGCUGCAAAUUACUAAGCGAAGCAACAUGUAUAUCUUAAAUUUACAUGUUAUAUAUAUACUGUAUACACAUAUACAUAUAUAUGUAAUGACAUUUUGUAAGGAUCAACUUACAGGCAUGUUUUCUAGAGAGAUAAACAUCCAAUGGCUUCUGCUUAGGAAACAAUACAGCGCCGAACUACGGCAACACUAACAGGACAAAAUGUAAACUAGACUGCACCAAUCUCAGUACCAAGUGUCAGUUUAGAGGCAGUACAAAUUUCAAAUACAUAUGGUUGGUACAUUAAUGUGACUGAUGCAACAAAGCAAUGCGUAUAUGCAUUUUUUCUGCAUACAGCAAAGUUUUCGAGGUGCAUUAUAAUCCAAAAAAAUACAAAACAUUUUGUCUUGUCAUUUGGGACAACCGUACAUCUGUUCUAAGUUCUGAUUAAAUAAUAAGUUUCAAAAAUAUAUUUAACGCUUUAACUUAGCUUUCUAUAAGAAAAAGACGUGUGGUGGUUUUUUUUUUUUUGUGCAUUCGAAAUGAAACAAAAUGAAUGAAAGUGUAUCUAUGGGUAUAUGUAUGUAUAUAUUCAGGUACAUUUAUUUAUAUUAUAAACUUUAUUUCAGCCAAAAUAGUUUUUGUGGCUUUGUUAAAGAUCUGUCACAAAAGCAGCUGUUGAGCUUUCAGUUGUGUACAAGCAUGCAUGUAUAGAUAUCCUCACACUCCUCCUGAAACAGUCCACUCCAUUCAGAGUGUGCCUUUGCAUGAAUUUUCUACUCUUGAUACUAAUCCAUUCAUGAAUCCUGAAUAGUUUGUAGAUAUGCCUUGUAGACUGAAGCAUGCUUGUUUUCAGAGUUUGAUGAAAUUUCUAGCCAAGUACUAUUUUGCUAACAAUUUCUUCAGGGUGGUUAAAAAAAUGUUGGCAGAUUUUUGUUUUGGACAGCCAUGUAUUUUUAUACUACAGACAGAAAUGGGGAAAGGGCUUUAAAAGGGAAACAUUUGUGAGAUCGUGUAUAGCGGAUUAUGUGUGUGUGUGUGUUUUUUUUUUGUUUUGUUUUUUCUUUAAAGUGCAGGCAGUCAAAUCUUGCCAAAUUUCAAGAGACUGGGGACUAUGAAAUCAAAGCUAGGACCGUGCAUGAAUGCUAAUAAUUCCCCAUGUCAGGAACAUAGUUUAUAUUUUAACCUUAAAUGCAUUUUAGAGCAUUAUGAAAGGUUGUAAUUACUCCUGUAGUACCCCUCACCGUGAGUGCUUUAAUCUGUCCAUAUGGAGCCAUGCCAAGUGUCACAAAAUUUCUGUGUGAGAUGUUCAGUUAUCAAUAUUUCAAAAUUAUUCAGUUAUUGGAGUUUAAUUGCAGAAACAUGCAUUACUGCAUUAAUUACAGGAUUUUAGUGUUUAAGUAUACCAGAUAAUAUUUUGGAAAAAUCUUCAGCAGUCAACAUUUUUGAAAAAGUUAGUAACUGCAGUUUACGAGCAACAGAUUUAGUAAGCUCUAAAUAUGUUUGAUCUUUAUUCCAUGCUUUAGGCAUUUGUUAUAAUAAAUAAUAGUAUGCAUUGUUAUGAUAAACAAUGAUCAUUUGUGAUUAUUUAUAGCAAUUAUAUCUUGAUAUUGGUAUUUAUGGAUUAUGGAUUAACCAUCCUAUUGCCAAACAACAAUAAAAGAUUUUCAUCCUUGAGAAAAGAAUACACUUUUUAUUUGAAGUUUAUCAGCAAAUUGUUGAGUUAACUUUGAGUAGUAUGCAUUAUUGUGCUUGUUAUUUGUUGAUUGUUUUAAUUGGCUUAUUCUGUGACAUUGUGCUUAGCUGUGCUUAGGCUUUAAAUGUUUUCUUUUUGUAUGAAGAUAUAUAUACUUUAUUAUUUUUCUCUGCAUUUAAAGUGUCAACUAUUCAUGUCAUUGAAUUUGUUAUUAAUGUACUUUUAAUAAAAAGAUAUAUCUCAAAUGGUGUAAUUGUUAUUUGGGUUCAUCAUUCACAAACUAGAUCUGAAGAGACUUGUGAGAAUGUUUUUUUCUCAAGAAAUACACUGACAGGACUUCUUAUUCCUUGAAGAUCAAAGGUCAUGGAUUGUAUAGGUUUCAAAAUUAUCACCAUCUCACUAUCACCAUUUAGGCAAUCUUGUAUUCUUCAGGUCCACCAUCCAACAACCACCAGACAUAUUUCUAGCAAGAGAACUCUCCCUAUAUUUUAGACAUUCUGGACCAUGGCAGUGUUGAAUUAUUUAUACCUGUGGGUGUUUUUUGGGAAAGAAAGUUGAGCUUAUCUCCAGUACUAUAAUUUGAAGCACAUAGCAUAAAGGUGAUAAUGAUGAUUUCAUACAGUUUCAUACUGCUUUAUAGAGAAAUAAUUUCUUUUCAAAAUUGUAAAUUCAAAGCACCUGUUAACUGCUGGAUAACUACAUUUGAUCAUUAAAGAUGAAUGUAUUUAUUAAGCUAUAUUAGAGGCUUUACUGUCAUGUAUCUUUGCAAGACAAUGUUGAGAAUUCAUAUUAUUUAGAUGUCAAAACUAAUAAGCAAUACUGAAAUCCACAUUGCUGACAACCUUAAAAAAAGUAGGGCCUCUCCAUUAAAUCCCUUGUCUUACCAAUGUACAACAUAACGGGAUAAAAGCUUUCUGAGUAAUAUUAAUUAAUUAAAAAGCCCACAUUGCAUCUGAUGUUUUUUGUACACUUCAGUGCCACAUAAAUCAUUUCAUAAAUUAUCAUUCAUUCAUUCAUUCAUUCAUUCAUUUUCCUUAAGCUUGAUUCAAACGAGCAGUAUCUAUACUCUGAGGCUUUACUCUCUUGAUUUGUCAAGUUCUUUUCCCUUUCCAUGAGACUAAGCCCAGUAACCAUGUGGAGGAAACUCAUUUCUGCUACCUAUACUAGCAACUAAGGUUGUAACGAUACACUCUGAUUCGAUUCACAAUACCGGCUUCACGAUUAGAUUCAAAUCGGUUCUCAGAAUAUUUUGAACAAAAUUUGAAUGAAGAAAAAUAAUGACUGGAAAGACUCCUUUUUACUUUCUGAGUCAUAAAUAAUGCAAAACAAUAUGCAUUUUUGUCUGUAAAAAACUAACUAAAUAAAAAAAUUGCUACGAACAGAGGUUUA